Messenger RNA from Trichechus manatus latirostris (Florida manatee), 1216 nucleotides. RefSeq names its product paraoxonase 2 (gene PON2). The transcript is spliced from 9 exons. Gene Ontology annotation, biological process: response to toxic substance. Bases 69 to 1133 code for a protein of 354 amino acids. Gene Ontology annotation, cellular component: extracellular region. The record is from RefSeq and is a predicted model, not a curated record. Gene Ontology annotation, molecular function: arylesterase activity. NCBI's taxonomy places the organism in Eukaryota, Metazoa, Chordata, Mammalia, Sirenia, Trichechidae.
GGAAGCGGGCACCGCCCAUCGGACUCCCUGGCCAGGCCGGACGAGUCCGCGUGCCCGGCUUCCGCGCCAUGGGGCGGCUGGUGGCUCUGAGCCUGCUGGGGAUAUCGCUGGCCCUCCUGGGCGAGAGGUUCCUGGCGCUCAGAAAUCGACUUAAAGCCUCAGGAGAAGUAGAAUCCGUAGACCUUCCAAACUGCCACCUGAUUAAAGGAAUUGAAGCUGGCUCUGAAGAUAUUGCCAUACUUCCCAAUGGUCUGGCUUUCUUUAGUGUGGGUCGAAAGCAUCCAGGACUCCACAGCUUUGCACCCGAUAAGCCUGGAGGAAUACUAAUGAUGGAUUUGAAAGAGAAAAAACUGCGGGCCCUGGAAUUAAGAAUCAGCCGUGGGUUUAAUUUGGCUUCAUUUAAUCCACAUGGCAUCAGCACUUUUAUAGAUGACGAUGACACAGUUUAUCUCUUUGUUGUAAACCACCCGGAAAGCAAGAAUACAGUGGAAAUUUUUAAAUAUGAAGAAGAAGAAAAUUCUCUUUUGCAUAUAAAAACAGUCAAACAUGAGCUUUUUCCAAGUGUGAAUGAUGUCGUGGCUGUUGGACCUGCACAUUUCUAUGCCACCAAUGACCACUAUUUCUCUGACAUUUUCUUAAAGUAUUUGGAAACAUACUUGAACUUACGCUGGGCAAAUGUUGUUUACUACAGUCCAAAUGAAGUUAAAGUGGUAGCAGAAGGAUUUGAUGUAGCAAAUGGGAUCAGUAUUUCACCUGAUGAGAAGUACAUCUAUGUUGCUGAUAUGUUGGCUCAUGAAAUUCAUGUUUUGGAAAAACACACUAAUAUGAAUUUAACUCAGUCGAAGGUACUCAAGUUGGACACACUGGUGGACAAUUUAUCUAUUGAUCCUUCUUCGGGGGACAUCUGGGUAGGCUGUCAUCCUAAUGGCCAGAAGCUCUUUGUGUAUGAUCCAAACAAUCCUCCUUCAUCAGAGAUUCUCCGCAUCCAGAAUAUUCUAACUGAGAAGCCUACGGUGACUACGGUUUAUGCCAACAACGGAUCUGUUCUUCAGGGAAGCUCCGUGGCCUCCAUAUAUGAUGGGAAGCUACUCAUAGGCACUUUAUACCACAGAGCCUUGUAUUGUGAACUCUAAAUUGUACUUGGUAUGCAAAUGGGACAACUUCUCUUAACAAUUUUCUAUGAAUUGCUAAUUCUGAGGGAAUCUACCCAGAAAAU